AUGCGAACAACAAUUCUCCUCUCCGCGCUCUGCGCCGCCCUAACAAUCCACGCCAACCCGCAAACUGCCGAAAUCUCCAUCCAACCCAUUUCCUCUUCCCACCCUCAAGCCCCCCUCCCAUUCGCCUCCAUAUCCUACGACCUCGCCGCCCUCGACUCUUCAACCAUAACAUCCUACGACGCUCCCGACAUCCCCGACUCAUCUUCCCUUGUCCGCAUCGGCGUCUACGACCCCAAAGUCAAGUCCUGGCUCUCGGGAACAACGGUCGCCUCCACAGAGAACUUUGCCAAGGGGUACUCCCCCACCAUCACAGUCUCCGUCAAUUCGAGAGGGGACGUUCUAAGCGCUGCAUUGAAGGGCGUACAGAUUGACGCCGGGCAGACGAGGGAUUUCGGCCCCAAGGUUGUGGUUUUGACGGAGGGAAGGGGCCCGCAACCGGUUCUGAAUAAGCCAGUUGUUGUGUCAAAGGACGGAAAGAAGGUGGAGGAGGAGGUUGAGAAGACUUUCUUGCAAAAGUACUGGUGGAUGAUUGGCAUUGCAGUGUUUAUAGCGUUGAGUGGUGGCGGUGGAGAGCAGGGCAAAUAG
This is a messenger RNA of Metarhizium robertsii ARSEF 23, 585 nucleotides long. Its product is annotated as cyclin-dependent protein kinase regulator pho80. Bases 1 to 585 code for a protein of 194 amino acids. The record is from RefSeq and is a predicted model, not a curated record. The transcript has 2 exons. Lineage: Eukaryota; Fungi; Ascomycota; Sordariomycetes; Hypocreales; Clavicipitaceae.